Messenger RNA from Perca flavescens (yellow perch), 2253 nucleotides. Its product is annotated as band 4.1-like protein 3. Gene Ontology annotation, molecular function: cytoskeletal protein binding. Lineage: Eukaryota; Metazoa; Chordata; Actinopteri; Perciformes; Percidae. The record is from RefSeq and is a predicted model, not a curated record. Gene Ontology annotation, biological process: cortical actin cytoskeleton organization; actomyosin structure organization. The transcript is spliced from 17 exons. The coding region runs from base 16 to 2253 and encodes 745 amino acids. Gene Ontology annotation, cellular component: plasma membrane; cytoskeleton.
CUGAGCUUCAGGACGAUGCAGAGCCGCGUCACGCUGCUGGACGGCUCGCUGUUCACCUGCACCGUGGAGAAGCGAGCUCGUGGGUUUCAGCUGUUUAAUAAAGUCUGUGAACACGUCAACCUGCUGGAGAGAGAUUACUUCGCUCUGAGCUUCAGAGACGCUGACAACAACAAGAACUGGUUGGAUCCAUCAAAGGAGAUGAAGAAGCAGGUCCGAGGCGUUCCCUGGAACUUCUCGUUUAACGUGAAGUUUUACCCCCCCGACCCCGCCCAGCUGUCUGAGGACAUCACCAGGUACUUCCUGUGUCUCCAGCUCAGACAGGAUGUCGUUUCUGGGCGACUCCCGUGUUCCUUCGCAACUCACACCAUCCUCGGCUCCUACACCGUCCAAUCAGAGCUCGGAGACUACGACCCCGAUGAGUGCGGUUCAGAUUACGUCGCUGAAAUCGGUUUUGCUCCGACACAAACUAAAGAAAUGGAGGAAAAGAUCAUGGAGCUGCACAAAACAUUCAGAGGAAUGACUCCGGCCGAAGCAGAGAUGAACUUCCUCGACAAUGUGAAGAAACUUUCCAUGUACGGAGUCGACCUUCAUCACGCAACGGACUCGGAGGGCGUGGCCAUCAUGCUGGGCGUGUGCAGUAGCGGUCUGCUGGUCUACAGAGACCGACUGAGGAUCAACAGAUUCUCGUGGCCAAAGAUCCUGAAGAUCUCGUACAAAAGGAACAACUUCUACAUUAAGAUCCGGCCUGGGGAGUUUGACCAGUUUGAAUCAACGAUUGGUUUCAAGCUGCUGAACCACCGAUCAGCUAAACGACUCUGGAAAGUCUGCGUGGAGCAUCACUCCUUCUUCAGGCUGAUGUCUCCAGAGGAGACCCCGAAGAAGUUUCUGUCUCUGGGUUCAAAGUUUCGUUACAGCGGUCGGACUCAGAUUCAGAGUCGAAGAGCGAGCGCUCAGAUCUCCAGACCGGCGCCGAACUUCCCCCGAACCAUCAGCAAGAGGAACAUCUUGAGCCGCAGCCUGGACGGAGAUAUGGGUUCAGGGCUGUACGGAGCGUCUAAAGCUAUCGCCAUCAGUGACCUCAUCACCACGGUAACGCCUGAGAGGAUGGUGGACGAGAGGAGGGCUGAGCAAGGUAAUAAAAACAACCAAUCAGAGGAGAUGGAGGAGGUGCAGCAAGAGGAGGAGAGGAUGGAGGAAGAUAAAGAGGAGGAAAGGAUGGAGGAAGAUAAAGAGGAGACCAGAGAGACAGAAAUUUCUCAGCAGAGUCCUCCGACUCCUCAGAAACAGGACACCAAGACUGAGCUGACUGAUACCGCGGUGGACGGAGAGCUGACAGCCACCGAGUCUGAUCAGGAUGAAGACUUGAAGACUCAAGAGACGUUGGGGAGUCCAGAGGAGGACCAGAAGCCUCAGAGCUCCAUCAGCGCUCUCAGACGCUCCUUCUUAGAGGACGCAGGAGGCAGCGGAGGCAUGACGGAGUGGGACAAACGGCUCGCCUCCUCGCCACUACGACGGGUCGACGACUCGCCGAUGAUCGAACCGCUGGAACCAGACGAGCCUAAACCCACGUUUGAUGAAAUGUCUCCCGAGCUGACUGCUCUGCUGAACUCGGCCAGAGAACAACAAACCUUCAGAGAACACAAUCUGCUGAAGACGUCGGAGACGGAGACACUCUUCCUGUUGACGGAGCCGUGUGACCCCGGCCAACCUCAGGUAGCGACAGGAAGUCUCAUGUUCCCGCCGCCUGCUAACCCCCCGCCCCCCCCACCAGGGCCCUGCAUGGCUCCUGCUGAUGAUAUCAGAGCAGCGAGCGAUAGCGAUGAUGCUAGCGAUGAUGCUAGCGAUAAUGCUAGCGAUAAUGCUAGCGAUGCUAGCGAAGAUGCUAUCAGCGUGUUAGCGCAGGCGGCUGUAGAAGACGCCGUGGAGGCUGCUGUCAGACAGGCUAACGAUGCUAAUGCUAACUCUGCAGUUAGCCGCGGUGAGGCUAAUAGCUGCACCCGGAGCCGCUCUGUUCUGGGUUUCCAUGACGACCAGAGCUCCAGCGAUUCCGAGGAGGACGAGGGGGGGUGGAGCUUCGGGGAGAACUCCCCCCCUCCUUCUCUGCCCCGUCCCGCCUCCCAGUGCUCGGCCAAUCAGACGCAGCCAUCCGACCACAGCGAUGACGAGUCAGAACCUCUGCGGGAGGUAACCUUGCCCCAAACUGCCCCAAACUGCACCAAACUGCCCCAAAUCCUCCGGAGAAACUGCCCCUAA